Molecule: messenger RNA, 2030 nt
Organism: Populus trichocarpa (black cottonwood)
Lineage: Eukaryota; Viridiplantae; Streptophyta; Magnoliopsida; Malpighiales; Salicaceae
Product: TOM1-like protein 5
Exons: 12
Coding region: 443-1708 (421 amino acids)
Biological process (GO): protein transport to vacuole involved in ubiquitin-dependent protein catabolic process via the multivesicular body sorting pathway
Molecular function (GO): phosphatidylinositol binding; ubiquitin binding
Source: RefSeq, a predicted model, not a curated record
CUUUUUUUAAUAGUGUCGUAUAAACUAGUGUUUCUUGUUCAGCUAACUGUAUUAUAGUUGUUAGCAAAAGAUAAGAGAAACAAAAGAAAACGCUAAAAAAGAGAGAACAACCAAGAUAAAGAAAAAGCCAGUUACAAGCUCAAACUCCCCUGUAUACAAUAAGAAAGCCUUCAUUUUGAUCUUUCUUUCUUCAUUAACUUGUUAUUGGGUUUUUGAAAUGUUGAAGAUUUUCAGGGCUUAUCAACUCUUCGUUGAUUUCCUCCUCAUUUUCUCUGUAUUCCUUGCUGUUUUUCUCACAGAAUAGUGAAUGAUGAUAAAUCAAUUUCAAGGUGUUUGCUGGAUAUUAAAGACACGCAUUUGAUUUGUUUCUUGCUUUUUGUGAGGGAAAGGGUGUUGUGAGUGUAAUCAAUAAUCUGGCUUGUAUGCAUAUAUAGUCACAGACAUGAAGCAGAUGGCAGCUGAGCUCGUCAAUUCUGCAACCAAUGAUAAGCUGGCUGAAGUAGAUUGGACCAAAAAUAUUGAAAUCUGUGAAUUAGUUGCACAUGAUGAAAGGCAAGCUAGAGAUGUUGUUAAAGCUAUUAAAAAGCGUUUGGGGAGCAAGAAUGCCAAUACUCAAUUAUAUGCAGUAAUGUUGUUAGAGAUGCUGAUGAACAAUAUUGGGGAGCAAGUUCAUAGACAGGUGAUUGAUACAGGGAUUCUGCCCAUUCUUGUCAAGAUAGUGAAGAAAAAGACAGAGUUGCCUAUACGAGAAAGGGUAUUUCUUCUUCUAGAUGCCACACAGACAUCUCUCGGUGGUGCUUCUGGAAAGUUCCCACAGUUCUAUACUGCAUAUUAUGAUUUGGUGAGUGCCGGAGUGCAAUUUCCUCAGAGGCCUCAUGAAAGACCAUCAAGCGAAAGACCGUCAAAUAAUCAGACUGCCCAAGAAAAUAAGAAAAUUACACUCAAUGGGGAACUUGCUGCCUCUAGACAUGAAAUGGUUGCUCAGCCAGCACCAGUGGAGCCUCAAGCUGUUCCGGAAUCCAGUAUUAUUCAGAAGGCUAGUAAUGCUCUGGAGGUUUUGAAAGAAGUCCUUGAUGCUGUUGAUUCUCAAAAUGGGGCAAAGAAUGAGUUUACUCUUGAUCUCGUGGAACAAUGUUCAUUCCAAAAGCAGAGAGUAAUGCAUCUUGUGAUGACUUCUAGGGAUGAAAAGUUGGUCUCUCGAGCUAUUGAAUUGAAUGAGCAGCUACAGAAAGUUCUAGCAAGACAUGAUGCCAUUCUUUCUGGGAGAUCUACAGUUUCAGAUAGGAAUACCUUUUCCGAUAGAACUACCACAGCUCCAAAUCAUUUUAAUCAUGAAGAAUCAGAGGAAGAAGAGGAGCCUGAACAGCUUUUCCGAAGGUUAAGAAAAGGAAAGGCCUGUGCAAGACCUGAAGAUGAAGGCAACUCAGAAGAGCGUCCCCCUUUGGGCAUAAUUGGAUCAACCAUUCCAGGAGAAAGGCUGAACCGUCCACUUAUACGGCCACUUCCUUCAGAGCAGCCACAAGAACCCAGUGCACAUCCUGCACCUGUUGUAAUUCCACCGCCACCUGCAAAACACAUUGAAAGGGAGAAAUUCUUUCAGGAAACGAAGGCUGAUGGUUCUGAUGUGGAUAGCCACAUGAGGGGUCUUUCAUUACACUGUCACAAUGCCAGCAGUUCCCGUGCUGGAAGCAUAGAUUUUAGUGAAUGACUUUGCACUAGAGCGAUGUUCACUUCAACUCAUGGUUUUUCAUCAGUCUGUAUUUAGUGAUUUAUGUUACGGUGGUUUCUCAUGCACUGUUUAUGAGGGUGGUUUUUAUUGUUAGUCAGGUAUUAGUGGGUAUAGGAAGGUUACAGAUGCAGAACUUGUCAUAUUCUUGUCUCAUUUGACUACUAAUUUAAGUUUUACUUCUGCUCCUGAAGAGUUCUACCUAAGUUUGCACUUUUAAGCAAGCUGGAACUCUGUUUCUGUCUUGGGAGGGGUUUGUGUACAGGAGGUUUUUCUAUAUGUUAUUCCUUAUUGGUUAUUAUCA